AUGUCCCAGGAUGAUUAUGAAACGUACAAGCUUGGUGACUGGGAGCUCCAAAGCGGGGAAAAGAUCGUCGAUGCGCACAUCGCGUUCAAAACAUUCGGUGACCCCGAAUUACCAGCGAUACUGUACCCAGGCUGGUUCUCAGGCUUGCUUUCAGAUAAUUUCUGGCUGAUUGGGGAAGAUAAGACUUUGGAUCCCAGGAAAUACUUCAUCAUCGUUACUGGCCUUUUCGGCAAUGGGCAAUCUUCCUCACCAUCUAACCAGCCUACAUCUGGCCCAUUCCCCAGAGUAUCGUUUUACGAUAAUGUCAGAGCCCAGCAUGAACUGGUAAGCAAGCACUUUGGCAUCACACACCUACGUGCUGUACUGGGCUGGUCUAUGGGAGCUGGGCAAACUUUCCAGUGGGCAACUCAGUACCCAGAAUAUAUGGAUCUCGCCGUGCCAUUCUGUGGAUCAGCAAAGACUUCUUUGCACAAUCAGGUUUUCCUUGAGGGUGUAAAAAGCGCUCUUCUUGCGGUUAAGAAUACACCGUCCGCAGGGUCUGGGGAAAUCGGAGUGCAGAAGAAUCCAUCUGAGUUCCGAAUUUGGACUACCGAGGAGAAAGAAAUCGGACUCAAGGCGAUGGGCAGGGUCUAUGCUGGAUGGGGUUUCAGCCAGGCUUUCUAUCGACAGAAGGUCUAUGAGACUGUUCUAGGGUACAAAAGUCUUGAGGACUUUAUGCAGAAGUUCUGGGAAAAGUGGGCUUGUUCGAAAGGUUGGACCUACCACCUCCCUAUUUUAGUCCUUAGCUCGCGCUUACUUACGAUUUUAGACCCCGAAAACAUCUUGGUCAUGCUACAAACCUGGCAGAAUGGUGAUGUUUCCAAGCAAGAACCAUACAACGGAGACUUUGAGCAAGCCAUGUCGUCGAUCAAGGCAAAGACUCUUGUCUUGCCAGGCAAGACCGAUCUUUACUUCCCACCGGAGGAUUCGGAGUAUGAAGUUGCGUGCAUGGCGCCAGGGGUUGGAAAACUAGAUGUUUUCCCAUCUAUUUGGGGUCACUGGGCAGGAGGGCCUGGAGAUAGCAAAGAAGAUGUGGAGUGGCUGGACAAGCAACUUGGGCAGUUAUUCGCGGAGAAUGAGCCGCGUGGCAUUACAGGCUUGGUGGAGAAGAUCACAAAGGUGCUAUGA
This is a messenger RNA of Penicillium odoratum, 1167 nucleotides long. RefSeq names its product homoserine acetyltransferase family protein. Gene Ontology annotation, biological process: biosynthetic process. The record is from RefSeq and is a predicted model, not a curated record. Bases 1 to 1167 code for a protein of 388 amino acids. The transcript is spliced from 5 exons. NCBI's taxonomy places the organism in Eukaryota, Fungi, Ascomycota, Eurotiomycetes, Eurotiales, Aspergillaceae. Gene Ontology annotation, molecular function: acyltransferase activity, transferring groups other than amino-acyl groups.